AUCCCGCGAAUAUUUCAACAGAAAAUUAGUCAAUACAAGCGCACAAGAGGUCUCUAGCCACACAUUGAGCUGCUCUGUCAUUUGAAGCUCUCUCUAUGGUGCGAAGUGACUCUGUGGCCAUGGGGAAUGGUUCAAUCAAAGCCCCUCGGCUAGAGGAGACAUGCUUGGCCUCGGGUAUUAAAGAGUCACCGGUGUGGGAGUCAUCGGAGCAGUUGAGGCUGAGGAUAGCCUGGCUCGAGGAGGAGCUUACCCGCCGAGACCAUGAGCUAAGAGCCCAGGAGCUUCAGUUGCAGGCUCUACAGAGGGAGCUCCAGGCCAAAGUGUCUCAGAUUGACAAGCUUCAGGAUGCCAUCGGCUACAACAGCCUGGGCCGCUCUCCACCAGCGAGGCACAGUCACAGGCUGCUCAGCGUCAUUAAUCAGGGCUCAACACGUUUCCAUAGGGUGGCUGUAGAGGUUCACCGCCGACUCAAAGCCAAGGAGGGGGUUUCUGCUGAGCCUACGUCUGGGAAAUUCUACAGUGGCCACAGGGUCAAUCAUGCAUCUACAGAAAGAACACGCAUCCGUAAAGACUCAUGUACCAAGAGACUGAUUAAUGAGGCCAUCAUGAACAACGACUUUCUGAAGAAGUUAGAGCCUCAACACACACGAGAGAUGGUGGACUGCAUGUAUGAGAAAAUCUUUACUGCCAAUCAGCUGGUGAUCCAAGAAGGAGAGCCUGGGAACUACCUCUAUGUGCUUGCAGAAGGCUUUUUGGAGGUGAUGCAAAAUGGGAAACUCCUGGGGCAGAUGCGGCCUGGAACAGCUUUUGGAGAGUUGGCCAUCCUCUACAACUGCAAGAGGACUGCCACUGUUAAAGCUGUGACACGGUCCCACAUCUGGGCUCUGGACCGGCAGAUGUUUCAGAGCAUCAUGAUGAAAUCCACUCAGGCCAGACACGCAGAGUACUUCAGCUUCCUGCGCAGUGUGUCUUUAUUAAAGGACUUGCCAGAGGAGAAACUUGCCAAAAUUGUUGACUGUUUAGAAAUUGAUUAUUUUGACAAAGGCGAGUACAUUAUUCGUGAGGGUGAGGAAGGGAACACUUUCUUCAUUAUAGCUAAAGGAGAGGUUUCAGUAACCCAGAGCACAGAGGGUUUUCCUGAACCACAGGAGAUUAAGACCCUUGGAGUAGGAGAUUACUUCGGAGAAAAAGCUCUCAUAAGUGAGGAUGUUCGCUCAGCUAACAUCAUUGCAAAGGAGAAUGACACCCAGUGUUUGGUGGUGGAUAGAGAUAACUUUAAUCAGAUGGUGGGCACUUAUGAGGAGCUGCAGGCAUAUCUGCAUGAAUACGUGGAGCAGCUGUCUAUAAGUGAUGAGAGGAGAAAUGCAGCAAGCCAAUCUUCUCUGCGUGAGCGAGGCACAGAGGCAGCUGAGCUGCGCAAUCUGCGGGAGAAAGCCACACGACUGUCCAAUAGCUCUUUCUUACACGAGCUGCAAAUUGUGGCCACACUAGGCAUGGGAGGCUUUGGCAGAGUAGAGCUGGUCAAGCUCAAAGAUGAAGAUACUGCUUUUGCUUUGAAGUGCAUUAAGAAGAAGCACAUUGUUGACACUAAACAGCAGGACCAUAUCUACUCUGAGAAGAACAUUUUGCAAAUGACCAACUGCAACUUUAUAGUCAGAUUGUUUCAGACAUUUCGGGAUAAUAAAUAUGUGUACAUGCUGCUCGAGGUCUGUCUUGGUGGAGAGUUAUGGAGCAUUCUCAGGGACAUGGGUUUCUUUGAGGAGGCCACUGCACGAUUCUGUAUUGGUUGUGUACUGGAGGCCUUUGAAUACCUGCAUGGAAUGGGUGUUGUUUACCGAGACCUGAAGCCAGAGAAUCUACUUCUGGAUACAGAGGGAUAUAUCAAAAUGACUGAUUUUGGCUUUGCGAAGAGAAUUGGUUUGGGAAAGAAAACCUGGACAUUCUGUGGAACUCCAGAGUAUGUGGCCCCUGAGGUCAUCAUGAAUAAAGGCCAUGACUUUGGAGCCGACUGCUGGUCCUUAGGGAUCCUCAUUUUUGAACUCCUCACUGGCAGCCCUCCUUUCGUAGGAUCUGAUCCUAUUAAGAUUUACACAAUGGUUCUGCAUGGAAUAGAGAAGGUGGACUUUCCCAAGAGGAUAAGCAAGCGCCCAGAGGACUUGGUCAGGAGGCUCUGCAGGCUCAAUCCUGCAGAACGACUUGGCAAUAAGAAAAAUGGCAUCAAUGACAUCAAGAAACACAAGUGGUUUCAGGGCUUCAACUGGGAGGGACUGCGACGACGGAAGCUGACAUCUCCACUUAAGAGAGAGCUAAAGGGGCCACUGGAUCACAGUCAUUUCGACAUGUUUCCGCCCGAGCUGGAGGAACCUCCUGAUGAACUUUCUGGAUGGGAUAAGGACUUCUGAAAGUUUGCUGU
Ictalurus furcatus (blue catfish) is the source of this 2413-nucleotide messenger RNA. RefSeq names its product cGMP-dependent protein kinase 2. The transcript is spliced from 19 exons. The coding region runs from base 96 to 2402 and encodes 768 amino acids. The record is from RefSeq and is a predicted model, not a curated record. Gene Ontology annotation, biological process: protein phosphorylation. Gene Ontology annotation, molecular function: ATP binding; cGMP-dependent protein kinase activity. Lineage: Eukaryota; Metazoa; Chordata; Actinopteri; Siluriformes; Ictaluridae.